This is a messenger RNA of Lactuca virosa, 1359 nucleotides long. Lineage: Eukaryota; Viridiplantae; Streptophyta; Magnoliopsida; Asterales; Asteraceae. The record is from the annotation of a GenBank genome assembly.
AUGGCUUCCCAUCAUUACUUUUAUAGCCCGUUCAAUUUCAACUAUGCAAAUUCCACUCCAGAGAACCCCGUGCUCGAGAUAAAUCCUUAUAGUUGGACAAAGGUGGCAAACAUAAUUUCAAUUGAUCAACCUGCUGGGACUGGAUUCUCAUAUGCAAAAUAUCCAAAAGCUUACAUAACAAAUGAUACAUUAUCAUCAAUGCUUUGUUACCAAUUCUUAAGGAAGUGGUUUGAUGAUCAUCCUAGAUUUAUCAAGAAUCCGUUAUAUGUUGGUGCUGAUUCCUAUGGUGGCUUAUUUGUUCCAAUGAUUGUUCAGGAAAUAUAUAAAGGUAACGAAGUUGGAGAAGAACCACAUAUCAACAUCAAAGGGUAUAUUAUUGGUAACCCUGUUACAGACACAAGUGCAGAAUAUAAUUUUAGAAUUCCAUCUGCUCAUCAUCUAGCACUCUUAUCAGAUGCCAUCUAUAAGUCAGCAAAAAGAAAUUGUCGAGGGGAGUACUUGAAUGUGGAUUCCAACAAUAGUCUAUGCAUACAUGAUCUUAAUGUGGUAGAUAAGUGCCUCAAAAGAAUUCAAAUGGAAUACAUUUUAGAUCCAUAUUGUGGCCCUUCAAAUACCUUCAAACCUUCUCUUUUCAAGAGGGACUUAAGAUCUAUUGAGAAGAUCUCCAUGGAUAUGGAUAUUUGGCCAUUACAUCAAGUUCAAAUGGAAGGGUGUAAUGAUGACAUACAUAUGUACCCAUAUGUAUGGGCUAAUAGAAGAGACGUGCGAGAGGCACUUCACAUCCGUGAGGUAUUUAAUGAAACUGAGUGGGUGCUAUGCAAUGGAAGCCUGCAAUUUUUUUAUAACCAAGAACCCAUUUCAUACACACACAAUAUAUGGAGUACUGUUGCCUAUCAUCGACACCUUGCUAAUAAAAACUGUCGAGCUCUUGUAUAUAGUGGAGAUCAAGACAUGAUUGUUUCCUAUUUGAGUACAUUAAAUUGGAUUAACUCACUAAAUUUGUUAGUCAAGAAUGGUUGGGGACCCUGGUUUGUUGACGAACAAGUAGCCGGCUACACUAUGAAAUAUUCACAUAAUGACUACAACUUAACAUUUGCUACUGUAAAGGGAGGAGGUCACACAGCUACAGAUUAUAAACCAAGAAUGUUUAAAGAUGCUUAUGAAGUGGUUUUCCAAUAACGCUUUGUAACUCACAUUCGAAGAGUAUCAUGUUUGCUUAUUGUGUUGUACGAAUUCGUUUAGAUUGCUUACCUUCAAUAACUUUGUUUAAAUAAAUAUUGUAAUGUGUGUAUUUCGAAAUUGUUAAGAUACUACUUUCCAUAUAACUAUGAUUCAUUUUAAAUAAAUUUAAAUUCCACG